Messenger RNA from Hylaeus anthracinus, 1487 nucleotides. RefSeq names its product leptin receptor gene-related protein. Gene Ontology annotation, biological process: late endosome to vacuole transport via multivesicular body sorting pathway. The transcript is spliced from 5 exons. The record is from RefSeq and is a predicted model, not a curated record. Gene Ontology annotation, cellular component: endosome. NCBI's taxonomy places the organism in Eukaryota, Metazoa, Arthropoda, Insecta, Hymenoptera, Colletidae. Bases 509 to 922 code for a protein of 137 amino acids.
UUAAAGUGUAAAUUCGAUAUUUGUAGUUGUCAAAUCGGUCUAUAAUGGCUGGGAUUAAAGGUUAUUGGUCGUAUGCUUGUCCGUCUAUGCACGCAACAUUUCUCGUUAGAUUUAAACGAAAAUUACAUUUCCUGUACGAGUUCGACAAGAAAGUCGAAUUAAAAAUGAUACGUCAAAACAUAACCUUACUAUUGUUUUUGUAACUCGAGAUGUUUCUGUAAACGUACUGCCUGUGUUUACAAAAUUUGUUUUCGAUACAGUCUCGCGAAAGAAUUUCAAUUAGCAGACAAUAUGUUUAUAUUUUCACCGAAAGAGCAUCGUUAUAAAUUUGUUUACUAUCGUUUUUAACUAUACUUUUUAAAAUAUUUUAGGUAAAAGAAAUUCCCCACUGUUCUUGCAAAUCAGAGACGAAUAUUGCGAUAAAGAUUUCGUGUAACAUGAUUGUUUAUAAUUUGAAAUUGAAAGUGAUAUAUCUACUAUUUAUAUAAAUUAUUUUUGUUUUUGUUCCAUGCGUUUAAUGGGCUCCUUUAACGAACAGCUAAUUUUGGCAUUCGCUGGGUCUGUCGGUAUGACGUUUGUCAUACUCAGCUGCGCGUUACCUGCAUACAAAGUUUGGUGGCCAUUUUUUGUUGUGUUAUUCUAUGUAUUGGCACCGCUUCCGACCAUAAUCGCACGUCGCUACACAGAUGAUGUAGGAAAUACUGCCAAUCCGUGUUUGGAAUUGGCUAUAUUUAUAACUAUGGGGUUCGUUGUGUCAUCUUUUGCUCUUCCUAUUGUAUUAGCACGAUCUCCAGCUCACGACCCAGUGAUACAAUGGGGCGCUUGUUACUUGACUUUAGCAGGUAACGUUGUGGUAUACCUAACUCUAAUUGGACUUUUUGUAACCUUCGAUAUAGACGAUAUCGAUUACAAUACAUGGUGAAAUGUACUUGGUCAUACUUAUUUAUUAAUAUUACAUGGUUUUUUUACAAGAGAAAAGGAAGGAUGUAAAUCGUACACAGCAGUGACUGACAGUUAUCCGUUAAUUCUAAGUCAUCGCAGAAUUUAUAGUAUACUAUUUAUACGAUAUAAAUAUUAUUAUAAACUGUCUAUAUUAUAGUCAAUACUAAUGCUAUCGCUCGGCGAUUAAAGGUUCAAUUUUUAAUGGCGUAGAUCUUCUCAUAAACUUCUCUGAACGAUAUUAGGUGCACAAAUUAUAACGAAACACGUGAAAUCUUAUUAAACCUAUGUUUUCGAUAAUAGCGAUAGUAUUAAUAAAGCCACCAUUCAUUAUGUUAUACGUUAUUCUUAAAACUUAAUACUUAUGAAAUAAGAAUUGUAGACUAAUACUCUAUAAAUAAUUUACAAAUAUUUUGUAUAUUGCUAAUAUAGUAGCUAUGGUGAAUAAAACAACAAACUUCAAGUGACAAUGAAAUGAAUGUAAAACAAUGAUCGUCGCAAUGUAAAAGAGAUAUAAAUAUAUAUACGUAUACGUAAGAAAACAGAAA